AUGGCCGACGACGAUGAACGAGCAAUUCCACCGCGAGGAUUAUGGGAGAGCGAAGGGGAUAGUGAAAUGGCGGUGAUGGCUUCAUUUGGAGGUGGAUAUGCCGUUUUAAAGAUUUUAGAAGCCUCACUUUGUAGUCUAGGUAAAGGAGACGACAAGCAACGCAGGAACCAAACGAUCUGCCCGAACUUGGCGUACCUGAUGCAUCAGAUGCACGCGUGCCCACGCGAACGAGGUGACGACCGUGCGUAUAUCAGUGUGAACGACGGCGACGACUCGAGGCGAGUGUUUCCGUUUCAGGCGACGCCGAGCGGCAACCUGAAGAUCGGUCCGAAUCAGGUGGUAUUCGAAUCGAAGAAAGUCAGCGUGCUGGUCGCCGAUCCGCAUCACACGAAGGUGAACGUCAAGGCCGAGCUGAACAGACCCGGAAACGAGGCUGCCGGACGCAUUUCCGAGUCCUCGACGCGGCCUAGGCUCAUCGAUCUCCAAGGAGGUGUCUCGUCGUCGAUGAUCAAUCAAUCGCAGAUGCAGAAAAAUCUGUCUACAAUCGAGGACACGCAGAAGCACACGAUGCAUUCGUUCAAAACGAAGCUCGCCCAAGUGGAGAUGGAGCAGAAGCAGCAGUCGGCACCGUCCACGUCGUACGACGUCCAGUUGCUGCAAGAGGUGCCACUUUCCGUACUCGGAUUUACGGGCGAGCAGCCGAUCGAUUGGGAUAACAUAAUUCUCCCGGAGAAGACCGACCUCUAUCAGGAGUUGGCCAGGCGUAUCACAAAUUACAAGAACGCCGAUUGUAUUGUGCGAAUCGAUCAGGACGAGUUCCAUUGCCACCUGCUCGUGCUGCAGAGUUACAGCGGCUUCUUCGACGAGAAGAAUUGCAAGGAGAUCGACUUGACCGGGAGCGACGUGUCCUCGAAGGCGUUCUCGAUUAUCUACGACUGGAUGAUCAGCUCGCAGAAUGAAAGCUGCCGUCUUUUGCAGCGGGAUAAUAUCUUGGAAGUCUUCACUGCCGCCCAGUAUCUCGGUAUUAAAGAGUUAGAAGAACAAUGCUGGGCUUUCAUAGACAACGAUGAACUGUUCUCCGAAGACACAGCGUUUUUGCUGUACUUGGAGGCUAGAAGGAUUAAAAACACAGCCGUAAUGGAGCUGAUGGUACCGAGGAUCAUGAAAUUCUUCCUGAUGCUCGUCAGCACCAAAGACUUCCUGGAGCUGGCCAUCGACGAGCUGUGCCUAUUGCUGAAGUCCAAUUACAUUUCCGUGAACAGCGAGAUGGAGGUCCUGAUGUCCGCGGUUCGAUGGUUGAUGCACGAUUGGGAGAAUAGAAAGCACCACCUGAUGGAUGUGAUGAAAUGCGUUCGAUUCGGUCUGAUCGCUCCGUGGCAGCUGGUCGACGUGAAAAGGAACCCGGAGAAUCCCGAGUUUAUGGAAUUGAUGUCCUACCCCGAGGUCCAGAAGAUGGUCGACGAUGGAUUAGCGUUCGUGAUUAUCAAAUAUUGGUACGGUAAUCAAACUGAAGAUUACUAUCACUGGAUCGAUUUAUUGGGGCUUAACGAGCCAACCAAUCGAAAUUGGGCUGGCGAGGAUAAGAAUUACGUGACGUACCGAGAAUUCUUGUUGUAUCUCGAGGAAUAUCAAAGAACGAAGAUUUCAGAGCUGAAAGCACGAAAGACUCGCGCGAAACCCACUCCACCCAGUUCACCCCCGAACGAUUACUCGUUCGUGCCUCCGAGAGCGAGUAAUAAUUAUGCCCAGAGCUCGGCCAUAAUAACCAUAACAGGUGACAAUGCCGUUCAAAACGAUGCAGCGAUGCACCCGAUGCACUCGAAGAACCCGCCUCCGAAUUACAUACCAUCGGAGACACCGCCAAUGAUGAUGCCGCCGAAAUUUAUGAACGAGUACCUGACCAGUCUGGAACGAAGUAGAGGGAACGAGGAGAGGGCUACGAGCACGGCCGCCUUUGACGCCAGAUUCACCGGCGGUGGAGAAUCGGCCAAAGCUCCUCAUAAAUCAUCGGCCAUCGAGAAACACGCGCUGGAACACGCUCGACGCUCCGCGAAUUUGCCGGACGUCGGUAAAUUGGAUUACGAGGGUCGGCAAGAGAAGAACACACCGGAUGUUUGCCGGUGCCAGCAGCGCGAGUUGAAUCUGAUAUUUUCCGCGAGAAUGCAACGGACGCGAUGUAAGAUGCCGAGGGACCAGGAAGAACGCACGGAUUCCGGUAAAUCCGAGGAGGAGGCGGCCACCACAAUACAGGCCGUCUAUAGAGGAUAUAAGGCUAGAAGGAGAUUUCACGAAAUAAGAAAAUCAACGUCGGAGGAGAAACGGAAUAUCAAGAAGGUGGCGGAACUUUUAGCUAUUCCAGUGGGCGAAGAUUCUCGCAAGUUCGUGGCGGAGCCAAUCAGAAUUUCAAAUAGUUCAACAAACCAAGUCAGAAACGAGAAGGAGGGAACAUUGUGGUCGCUAAGCUCGAGAACUAAGAAGAGGGAACAGAGCCGAGGACGAAAUCAACGCUCCACGGAGAGCCAAUUGGACCAAUAUGACACGCGCGUGCCUUCUUACGUAUCCGGAGACCAAAGGACACAACUUACGCCGCGAAGCGAGUCGCAUCCUCAAACCGCAACGAAGACUAUCAGAACCAUAAAAUCUCCGAUGUUUCUACCGAAUUACGAGAGAACCACUUCUCCCUCGGACAAUACCGAAACGGAGGAACCGUUGUCUCCGCAAACUGACGGGAAAUCAGUUACGACAGAUUUCGAUGACAAUGUUACGAACAAUGAGAAAAUCGAGGGAGCAAAAACGAAUUGCCAGGACGGUGAUAAUGCUCAGCGAGUGAAGACCGUCACAAAAAGCGUUCAAAUACGAACUUCGUGUUAUCCACGACCACCACCACAAAGGAUCAGCAACAGUAUGUUGGGUUCCAACGUCGAUAGUUAUUUCUUCGACAACUCCCUGUACUUUCGCGAUCGGGAGUCGAUCCUCGUAUUCGGCGGCGUCGAUCCCCACGAAGAGUACGGCCGUGCCGGGAACAACGGAAAAGCUAUCUACAGAUUCAAGCCCGAGGAGAACAUUUGGGAAUGCGUUGGAGAAAUUCCACAGCCGCGACAUCAUCACUCGGUCGCUUACUUAAGAGGCCGUAUCUAUGUAGUGGGAGGCGCAGAUCCUUUGGAAGACAAACUGCACAGACAGAGCACCGCGGUUGGAAGUGUCUGGAGCUACGACCCGACCACCAGGACUUGGUUCAAUGAACCUGGCAUGCUGACAGCCAGAAAGGACUUCGGAUUGGUGGUCAGUCACGGGAAAAUGUACGCCAUAGGAGGGCAAGGCAAGAACGGGAUAACUCUGAAGACGGUGGAGGCUUUCGAUCCGUCCGACUUCACGUGGAGAGAGAUGCAACCGAUGCAAACGGCGAGGGUGGGACCUGCCAGCGUGAAAUAUCGGGAUCUUAUCUGGGUCGCUGGCGGGAUGACAAAAUCGAAGAAAGAGCUGUUCUCGAAGGACGUCGAGUGCUACGACCCGAUCAAAAAUUUGUUAGCUCCGAUACUCUGUCGCGUAUCCCUUUACAGCCUUCGGGUCCCAUUACCUAGAUUAAACGCUUGA
Messenger RNA from Dufourea novaeangliae, 3594 nucleotides. RefSeq lists its product as uncharacterized. The transcript is spliced from 19 exons. Lineage: Eukaryota; Metazoa; Arthropoda; Insecta; Hymenoptera; Halictidae. The record is from RefSeq and is a predicted model, not a curated record. The coding region runs from base 1 to 3594 and encodes 1197 amino acids. Gene Ontology annotation, molecular function: protein binding.